Messenger RNA from Amblyraja radiata (thorny skate), 9640 nucleotides. RefSeq lists its product as uncharacterized. The record is from RefSeq and is a predicted model, not a curated record. Lineage: Eukaryota; Metazoa; Chordata; Chondrichthyes; Rajiformes; Rajidae. The coding region runs from base 1 to 5316 and encodes 1771 amino acids. The transcript has 11 exons.
AUGGCGACCCCCGCGCCCCACGCCGCAUCCCCCGGCGCCGCUGAUUGGAGCGUCUCCACGGCAGCAGCAUGGAAGGAGCGCGCCGAUUGGCCGGCGGCGCCCAGCCGGUCGCCAGAAGUCGGGUGGGUGCGUGCGUGCGGCGGACCAAUGGCAGAGGCGUUCUCAUCCGGCGUCGUGGUGGCGCUGGCAGGAAGCGGAAAAAAAAGUCACGAAUGUGCGCGCGGCCGCGUGACGGGGAGCCGGGUGGAGUCGCGCGGCGGCGGCGGCGGCAGCAGAGGAGCGAGCGGACGGCAGGGCAUCUCCGGGACAACGCUCCAGCCUUCACUCCAGUUCUGGUCCUUGCCUGAUAUCUAUUGGAGGAUUGUAUUUGAAGAACCGUCCAUUCUACUGCAAGAUGGCACUGAAGCACCAGGCUUGGCUCAGUGGGUAGCAGGUAUUUGGAACUCGGCCUUGGAAAUCUGUGGGUUCAGGUCGCAGUAUCUCAAGCAGUGCGGUGUUGCUGUUUUAAAUGAGUGCCUAAAACAUCUACGAGUUGUAAACCUCAGCCCCCUCUGUUCUGCCUCCCCACAUCCUCAAAGUCUGCGCCCAGCUACUGGAGUCAUGCUUUCAGCUAUUGUAGGCGGAGGUGUGAGCAGAGGGCAGCAGCUGCCCACGUCCGACGCUGCCUCGUUUCUCCUGGCACAAGAACUGUACAUAAGACUUCGGAGCAGGAGAGUGACCAGAAUGCCUGUCCAUAACAGGCCAUUGCAGCCACAAGGUAUCUCACCGCUCCAUGGGCAUGUUGAGCGGGAUCGGCAGGCAUCCCUGUCGGAGGCUGCUUUCCGUCUCCUUCCCCAGGACCUUCAGUGUAAGAGGGUGACCCGGACCUCGGUCCAGUGCAAGCCCCUUGACCCAGCACCCGCACCCCGAACCCACAGCCUCAAGUCCAGCGGGCGGGCGGUCCGCAAACUGAACUACCGCAGGGUAACGAAUGUCGGGCUAGUCGGAUCACCAGUCAGCGGGAACAGCAGACACAAUCUCAAACCCAGGAAGAGCGAGCUGCUGGCCGAGGGCGAAGGAAGACCGGAGUCUCGUGUUAACCGCAGGAAGCAAGCGAGUGCAAAGUUAUCCAGGGAAUUUGGAUUGGAGCAGAGGAAGAGAGCAAGGGCAGUGGGGAAGAACCACUCUCUAGUUCGGCAGAGCAGGCCACAAUCAGUUGGGAAUCCAGGCAGUAACCAGGCUGAAGGUGAAGUGGGACCUGAGACCUGGUUGUCAGCCAUCAGUGAUGUCACGCUGAAGGUGGAGUUUCCGGAAGACCACAUCCAGCCCCAUGUGCAUCCUGCUGGCUUAAGUGGUGAAGAUGACUCGAACUGCAGAACUACCCCAUGGAUCAGUGAGAGAGCAGAAGAUCACAGUGUGAUGGAUGACUGUGGGGGAGGAUUCCCUGUUGCUAACGUUUGUUGUGAAACAAGAUACAACUCUCUGCUGUGCAGCCGUGUGCCACAGUCGGCCAGCAGUCAGUAUUUGUUCACAGCGUUGGCCACUGAAAUGUGCACAGAAAAUGGAGCCAAUAGCGCUACGUCGGAAGAAAAUACCCGACCCAAGGUUCUGCAGUGUGAAGCUCCAGCAAUGCAUGUCAGGGCAGAGAAGGCCCAAAGGGUAGCUACAGAAGGCAAGAGUACAGGGGAGGCACUUGGCGGGAGUGAACUGAUUGUGGUACCUCUCCACAAAGCAGCCUCUGAGAUUGAUUCCGUUCACCAAGUGCCUUUAAAAGGUAUAGUGACCAGUGAUGUGCCCGACUGGAUUCCUUCAGCUGCCAUAGCAACCAACCAGUCGAUUAUAGGGAAUGACGUGCCUGAUGAAGUGCUUGCUGGUAGUGGAACUGCCAUUCGGACUCUGGAGCAGAAUGGUUUGAUUCCAAGUAAGUCGACUACUGAAAUACCUAUGGAGGGCAAGGUGACCAGCGAUGUUCAUGCUGGUUGGUUGCCCAGCGAGGAGACAGUGGAAGGCAAAGUGAUUAAUCCGUGUGGGACUUGUGCUGUACAGGGAAAAGACCAGCUGGCUGAUCAAUCAAUAAGUGCCUCAACCAGUGCGGUGGCUGCAGACGAUGUGGUGCCCAAAGUAGAGCUGUUGAGAGUCACAAUGACCAAUGCUACUGCCAAUGGUGCGUUGAUUGAGGCAUCUUCAGAUAAUACAGAAACCAGGGCGAAUGAAGUAAUCACAGCCUUUCUUGCUGAAGACGUGAUAUCCAGGGAGAGACUUGAUGGGAAUCACUUGGCCUCUGUGGUGCACACAAGAGAAGAAACUACUACAGAAUUUCCAUCCUUUGAACUCCCAACACAAGAUAAGCUGAUUAAUGUAACCAUACGUACUGUGUCCACUUGCUUGACUACUAAAGAUAUUAUCAAACCCAUCCACUUGGGACUUGUAACAAGCACAUGUGCUGUCCUAGAGAGUGCAAUGCCAGAGGUCUCCCCUUAUGUAUCUGUGGAUAUGACUGGAGAGAGUGAGCUACCCAGUGAAAAGGCAUUGACUAAGAUGCUGUUUGAAAAGACUGUGUUGGUUGAUAUCACUGAAGGUGCCAGUAGAGAACUUUCUGCAGGAGUUAAGCUAACCACGGGAGUGUUGUAUGAUUUGGCAACCGAGGGGGCACUAAUGGAGGAUGAGUUGGCUGAUAUACCUACAGAUGUCACUACUGUUGCCAUGGACCUUUAUACUGGAGGCAAUCCAGCUGUGGAAAGAUGUGGGGGAGAGGAUGAAGCACCUGCGGGCAGUCCGCUGUCUGGGAAUGAACUUGAUCCUGCAUGUGAAAGUGUACUGCCCGACAUGCUGUUGGAUGGCGAGUUAGUCGAUAUACCUACAGAUGUGGUAAGCAAUUAUUUGCCUGGCGAGGAGGGAGUGGCCUACAACAUGAAGCCUUCAGAAGGUGCAACACCCAACGGGGAGAUGGCAGAGAAUGGAUUGCUUGCACUAUAUCCAGAUACCAUCAACAGAAUCUGUGGAUCAACAAAAGCAGUGCAUUCCUCUGCAAUGUCAACCAGUUGUGUUGUGUUUUCACCAGGAUCUUUGACACGUCCUGCAGACAAUAAGGUCUGCAUGGUUCCUGCGGAGGGUGUGAUGUGUGAUAAUAGCUUCACUGUGGAGAAGAGGUUGGUGAGGCCACCACAUGAGACAAAGGGACUGGUCACAGCAGGGCUGACCGAUGAUACUGAAAGUGAGCUUACAGCAGCAACAAAUCUACCCGGAAAUAGGGCUAAAAACGUAGUGGAAUGCAAGAUGGAAUCCUGUAAUAUUAAGAUCUUCCAAAUUAAGGAAUGUGGAACAUUAACCGUCAACAGACCAAAUGUGUGUGCCAGCAAUGAAAGUGAUGCAAUGUGUUGUGAAGUUAAUGGCCAUCGAGCUGUCGAGCCUUGUCACUGUGAGUCCGAGCCUGGUGUGUUGACAGUUACCGAGUACAGUUGGGAGCAGGAGGCAAGCUGUGUGGCAGAUGCACGGGAUGGCAGGGCUGAGCUUGGAUCCGUGUUGGCCAGUGAAGCUGAAGCUGGCUGCUCUGCCAAGAGGAAGGUAUCCAGCUGUAAAAACAAGAGGAAGGGUAUUGCCAGGUUAAAAAGGAGGAAAUUAAACCGCCCAGUGCUCUUCUCAAAUUGUACUCCGAAUGUGCCCAGACUGGAGCAGUCCUGUCUGAACAGGACUUCAGCAUGUGUGGAGUUCUGCAAGAGAGGGAGUAACAGCAUCAGUUCAGAGUUGGGCCACACAGUGCAACAUGUGGAAGAAAUAAAACCAAAGAAUCUGUCUCUCCUACCACUUAAUGAUUUAGCACAUCACAAACUCUGCAAAAAGCCCCUGCUAUUGGAACAGUUAUCGGCCAUUGCCAAUGGCCUGCGUGUGUUCUCCAACGGUGCAGUAAUGCAACAAGAACUCCGUGCGGCACCCAAACACGUGUCAGUGGGCCUGUGUAGAAGGUUUCAUCAAACAAAAAUAAUUAAGGGUCUACGGAUUUGCCUCAGUAGUGAACUAGCAAGCUCCUGUGGUGUGUUUUGUCACUUACUGCCCCAGAGGAAAGAUCAGACCAUCGGUGCUCAUGCUUGUAGCAAACUGCAGCCUUUACUUCCCUCCAGAAGCAGGAAGCAGCCGGACCAUUUUGGCUCUCCUGUUUUGCCCAAUCUCGACCUGAUUUUGCUGCUUUCUUUCAUCAGUGACGGUGGGAGAGUUGAUCAGCACUGUGGGCCUGAAAGGACAAACGUCUCGAUUAUUCCUCGCCGCUCGCGGUGGCUCUCCCGAUGCCAGGCCAACCGUGGCCAGGCCCUUUGCUCGCCUGCUUCGCUGCACACUGUUCUUGCACUUUCAUCUCCAGCCUGCUACAGGCUGUGGACACGGCAGCACAAUGGUGGGAGGGUGUCAAAGGCCCAGUGGCCACUCUUGACUCUAUUUGGAGAGGAUUUGAAGAGACUUAUUCCCCCUGUCCCAUCGGACAGACCUAUUUGGCCACCGUCCUGUAAAUUGGCCAGAGUGGUGUCACGGUGCAGCCAGCACAUCCCAUCUUCCUGCACAUCAACAUCCAUUAGCCUUUCGAACAACUGGCGGUGCAAUCUAUUGGCAGAUACUCCCAGUUACCUUCCGCCCUGUUUUCUCACUGGGAAUGGAGCCAGUUUGAAUGAAGCCAAGUCACUGCUACUCCAACAGACCAAGAAGAGAAGUAAUCUACAGCACCUGAGCUUUGCCUGCAUCGUCGAGCCCUUUCUUACUUUGGCGGACCCACCUACCUCAACUGCAGAAUGCACUGUUGCUGAGAGCUCGUACCCCUCCGCCUCAUCACCCAUCCCCAGCAUCACCUACGUGAAAACUCAACUACACACCCAGAAAAAAGAGGACACUGCGUCCGCUAACAAGCUGGUCGGCAAAUCGAAUGGAUCGUUGAGAAAGGUGUCCCAGAUCCGAAUCCGAAAAACCAUUCCCAAGCAGGACACCAACCUCACGCCCAUGGGCCUGCCCAAAGCCAAGCGAUUAAAGAAAAAAGAAUUCAGUUUGGAGGAGAUAUACACUAACCAGAAUUACAAGUCACCAUCUGCACACAGCAAGUACCUGGAGACUAUCUUCGAAGAGCCUGUCCUGAAGAAGGGGUCCUUCGUCUGCACCAGCCUCCAGAAACGCAAGCGCCUGUUGGAGUUCCAGGACUACACGCUUCCACGCAAGAGGCGAGCGCAUGCCCACGUGAAGGUUCAGAGCCGGACACGAGGCAGGAAGGCCAGUACACGGGAGGAGAACAUAGACUCGCUACUUGUCCAAAAACUGACUGAGUUGGAAGCCUUCCUGGCUGGAGAGGAUACAGGCCACUGAUAUACGUGACUAGGGCUGCGUUGCCAGUCUCUGCACGUCUGGCCCACCUCACGGGGAAUUACGCUGUGGGUCCACCCUGCUAUCUGUUGUUUGUCUGGGGAAAGGAUAGUGUGGAGUUCGUAGGCUGCUGCAUGGUUUUUUUUUUGGUUUUUUUAAAGAGACGACACCCAGUGGAGGCGACAAAUCCUAAGCAGCCUCUUGUGCAAAUGGCACUGACCCACUCUCGUUGGGAGUGAGCAGUGAAGGAAGAAUAUAUAGAAUAUGUAGAAGGCAUUUGUGGAGAAUUAUUCAGAACUAAGUGGAAGGGGGUGGAUGAAAUGAAGUUCAUCUUGUGCUUGCAAUCAAAUGAAGCUGCUGCAUCCUUCUCCCAACGUUUGAUUUGCUGCAAACUAAUUUCUUAGGAGGCAACGGCUGAAGCAUAACCCAGAGAGCAUAUUAUAAUGUUUACAGGACAAUGGAUCUGAAUGUGUCCGAUUGAGGCUGGAUCUGCUGAUUCUCAGAGGGCCCAAACCUUCUAAACGUUUUCUAGUUGAGUUCAGUUUGAUCAGGAGGGAUGCUGAUAUUUUUGUAGCUGAAUAUCUAACCAACUUGAGCCUGAAGUUCUAAAAGUAAAUUUUCCAAAUUAAGUACUGUGCUUCUGUGUGCCUGCCUGCUUCAUCUCCCAGCAUCGAGAGUUCAGGGGCUGCUGACGUGCAAAGUGACCAGCAGAGGGCAGAGUUGCUUGAACCUGACAACUAAUGGGCUUCCCCGUGUAACAGUGACCCAGGGCUCGGCUUCAGCGAGAGCCCUGACGGUGGGUUGCAUACAUGGUUUAUUUUUGAUACUGGCACAAUGUUAGUCGGUCCACAUCAAAUUUUACAAUUACUGCAGAUUUAAUUAGCCUAAUGCUGUACUUUGGUAAUGUAUGCCAUACUCGGGUUUUGAACGGAAAGACUGGCCUAACUCCACUCUAACCGCAGUUAGGUGGACGUCCCUGAUGCUGUAGAUUUGAGUUGGCUUUGUGAUCUGAGUGCUGUGAUUUGAGUUGACCACAAUAAGGCUUUAGUGUGCAUGGGGAAAUUGAGGAAGUACUGUAUAAAUAUUGCACCUUAACUCCUAAUGAAUGCCUAAAUGCUCACUAAAAUAUUCAUAAAAUUGCAGCGUUGUCAGCGGUACUACCUUGUGGUCGGAAAGAGUGAAUUAGCAAUUUAAUACACGGACAAGGAAGGAGACUCGUCGCAUUCUAACUCAUUCAUUCUGGAGCAUUUGGCCCGAGCACAGCUGAGUUGUUCAACCGUUGAAGUUGCAGUCAUCCGAAUAGUGGCCCUUGGGUGGAUGUGUAAGAUUUCACAGUUGAAGAAAACUGUGCGCCCUAGCCAGUGUUAAUACUUCAGCCAACAGGAGAUCCAGCUGCUGAAUUUGCUGAGUAUUUGUGUGCUGUGUAUAUGCUGAAACUGUGAGAGUUACUGUUCUGGCCAAGUCCUCCCUGUAACUGCACUCACUGGAGAUUUAAUUUCGCAAAAAAUGGUACCUGGUAUCCAGGUUCUCUUAGAAACAUCUUUAUUUUUUAAAUACAGGGUACUUGGUUCUUUAAAUAGAGUACAAUCAGCCAUUUACUGCCCUCUCACAUAAAAGGUCUAAAAUCUUGUGUCUGAAUGCAAGACUGUUUCAUGGAUAGACGUCUACCCGAGAUGUAGACAGAGGCUCAAUAGUUAAUACACAUCAUCUGCACAUCCUGUUCAAUGCCAAGUUAUUCUUCACAGGGUAGUCAUGAGAUCAUCAUCAUAAUGCCACAAUGAAAUCAGAUAGUCUUGAGAGAGGAGAAACUCUAACCCCCAACUCUUGGACUCGGGGUCAUUUAAAAAAAUAUAUGCCCCAACACUGAGGCAUUUGGACGCAAGACUCAAAUUCAGCGUCCCUCAAACAACGUUUACUCAAUGUCUGACCAGUCCAGGGUGUACACGUGAGGGCUUGGCCUGGGUGAUACUUGAAUUAUGCCAGGAAAUUGACUAGAGAAUGACGAUAUCCAAUUGAUUGAAAAGUCUUCCAGCUCGGAUAUUGACAACUAUGCCGUGAUAAGACUGGAGGAUCCUGAAUAAAUGAGCUGGAAAAGGAGAAGUUUCCUUUCUCGGCCUCAUCCACCCAUUGGGGUUUCAUGAGACUCUUCCUGCAGUGAGAUUAUAGUGGAGAGCAGCAGUCACUGUAUCACCAGAAUGUACGUCUCAACUCUGGAUUUUUCUCCCAACUUAAGAAUGUGCAUUUAUUCUUCUGCUUGUGUACCCUCUGGGACUGUCCCAGUUCCUUAUAGCUUAUUGAUGUGUGGUUACUGUCAUGUGGAUUGUGUAGGCACAGCGUGGUUCCACAAACUGUAAAUGAGAGAUGACCGAUAGUCUGGAUCAGUAACGUUGAGACAGUAACUCCACAUCAAGUACAAUGGGCUGUAACAGGAUGAGUGGCUGUAGAAGGUUACAAGUAGGUUAAAUCAUAAAUGUUUAGCCAGAACAUCAGGAGAAAUCUUUUUUUUUUUUAAAUGCCUUUGUCUUUUAAUGAUACUUGAACUGCAGCUGUGAGUACAUCCUUGUUUGGACAGUACCUGAGAGUGUGGCACUCCCUUCCAGACUGCACAGAAUGCCUGCUUGACGUGUGUGUUCCAGCCUUUGUUGCCCCCGUUCAUGCUGACGGUGUACUUAUGCUGUGGGUGCUUCAUUCCUCAGACUGGCAGAUCUUCCCUUCUCCCAUCCCCAUGUUCACAGAUCAGGAAGUCUCUUCUCCCCCCCCCCCUUCACCUGCUUCAGCUAUAAACUCCAUCAGCUGCUAUCUUUCCCUUGGGGUUGGCUCACUUGGUUUUAUGAAUUGGGUAGGAGUUGGCAUUGACUAAGAUGGUGCUGCAUCCUGCUGACCAUCCUCCUGGAUGGCAUCUUGGUUUUUUUAGACGUGAGAAUGCAUGUGGGAUGAGAGGGAGUCUUUGUGAUGAACCAGUAGGUAGCUGCUCAGAUGCGGAACAGAUCCCCAGAGAAUCCUUUUUACAGACAUUGCCAUUUGAGUUUAACUAGAAACUUCCCUCUACCACGUUGCAUCUGAUGCUUAAUGGCAGGCAGGGGGUGAUCACCAGAGAGGCAAGACUUCCUCUUUUUUUCCAUUGGAUCUCGAGAGGUCAUUGAACUGAAAUGUUAUUUCCCCCCCCCCCCCCCCCCCCCCCACACAGAUGCUGCCUCACUUGCUGAGUGUUACCUGCGCUCUGUUUUAUUUAUUUCUUCCAUGCAGCCCCAGACCCCGAGUUCUCAGCCGUCCAGUUAAAGCAGUGGUCUAGUUCACAUCUCUUCUGAACGUUUUCAAAUUGUCCGAUUAAUUUUCAGCGCACCAACGGGAACCUUUUUGCCUUUGUAAUAAUUUUCAUAGAAUACACACAAAGUACAGCGUGAACCUAACUUGUGUUUCAGUAGCAAACAUUUCCUAUUUAAUGUGCAUGGAAUGAAGGUGAAGGCAGCCUUAGCGUUUAACCAUGUAUAAAGUGCUUCUGUUUACCCCUUAACACUUCUCUGCCUCUUGAUGUGCCCGUGCAGGGAAUCGGGUGUAAUGUCUGCAGUGGGCACUGGGUUUUGACAUAACACUCUGGGCCCCCAGACACAACACCUCUGGGAAUAGCACUGCAUGUAAGUAACACCUUUGUUGUGCUGUUCAUCAGGAACAGCUCAUCUCUGCCUUCUGACCUUGUGUGCCGUCACCAGUGGUGGAAUGCCAUGCAAUUAAUUGUUCAAGCGUUUGAUUGCCGACUGUUUUGUCCGUGAGGUUGUGUGUGUGAGCUGGCUGACUUUUGCUCUGCUUGGUCAGCUGGAGGAGAUGUGGAUCACCUGCUGUGCAGUACCAAUCUCUACUCCCAGCCCAGGGAGCAUUGGGGCGAGUGUGAAAUCUCCAGAGCAGCUUUGGUGAAGACCAGCUAACACCGCAGAGGGUGGGACCAAGGCUUAAUUCUAGUCAAUGUCGGCCUUUCCCCACUUGUACACAUGUAUAUCUCUGCUAAUGGGAGAGGCCAGAUUUUUGUGACUCCAUCUCCUCUGCCUUUUAUUGCUGAUAUUGGAGGUUCCAAGCUUUGGUUUCACACCAGGGAUAUUAUACCUCGCGGAUAGUGCUGGUUACUUAGUUGGAUUAGUCUUGUUGAUCAGAAUGUCGUGCAUUUGACCAGCUUCUAAUCCAUUACACAAUGCUUUAUUGUAAAUGUAAUUAACUGGUACCUUUUGAGUACCCGUGUGAUUUGUGUGCCCUCUGUGUAGAUUUAUUAAUUGUGUUCUGUUCAAGAGUUGUCCUGUAUAUUUUCAAUGACACUAAUAAAAAUGUUUUUUUUUAA